AUGCCUCCUCACAGCGCCCGUGGACAACAAUCUAGUGGUGACGACACCACUGCUGGGGCGACCGAACCCAGUGUCGAGUUGGUCGCACUCAACGCGAACGGUGCAAAACCAAAUGUCGCUAGCCAACAAGAUGCAGUCGAAGUCGCAGUACCGACAACAAAGAAGACCCAAGAACCAUCCAAAUCCGAGUUACGAGACCAAGCCAUAAAGGCUCUUUUUGGAUUGGAAGUGUCUUACACGAAAUCCUGGCCCGGCACGCUCGCGGUUUGCAUAUAUCUAGAAGAACAGUUCAAAGACCUUCUAGACGAUAGCUUUAGCGUUAUAUGGAAGAUAAUGGGCCGUGAGAAGCCCCAAGAGUCUUUCCAGGUGUGGUACUGGUGUCUCGCACUGCUGAAGAUUCUGCGCCAGGUAAAUGAAUGCUCAUUGGACUCCGUGUACCGAGGCCUUCUUGAACAAUCCGGCAUACAAGUCAAGGAGAUCAACGAUCUAGAGAAAGCGAGAACAUUACAAGCUAUCUUUGCUGGCAUAUGUUGGAUGUCGCUCGCAUUAGAGCCGAAACUACUGCAAGACACCACAUCUUCCCCUUCCCGUUUCGGCCUCUCAUGCAAAUCUAUAUUGGCAAGAGAUGAAUCUGUUACGACUGUUCAAUUGAAGCAGUAUUCUAGUCGUCCGACCAACAAACUGUUCCGAGGCUUCCAUGAGUUGCUAGCGCAUGUGAGUGGAGAACAGACGUCCCACACCCCGAUCAGCGGCACCAUUUACGAGAGCUCGAUCAAUUUCGACUCGCUAUAUACGAUUGGCCGACUAAGAGUCAAAUGGACCGACACCAUGGCUGCGCAUCUCCAUUGGAACCAGGAAGACCACACUGUGUCCAUCUUUCGUUUCCCUUCGUUCUGCGCAGCGACGAUACAGGCUUCCCAAUUCAUACCUACCGUAGCCGAGGUGCAAGGGGAGCUCUUACCAAGCGAGUCCUACGUCGAUGUGCCGCGGCCCGUCAAGCCUCACGCUCUACACCGCGAGCUUAUGCUCACAUAUCGGCUCUUGUUUGGCCAAAGCGUCCGAUCCCGAAAACUGGUACAAGACCUCCUCAUCCAGGAGAAGAAAGCCGAUCGCGUUGUUGACCCACUUCUGGAGAGGCUAUGCACGUUGCCGUUGUCAAGAUCCUGGGUCGCCAAAUCGCUCUCGCGUCGCAACCAUUUGGAUCUGCCGGCGGCGCUCUUUCCGCAAUCAACCAUCAGCACAAGCAGUGUGUUCAUGGAAUCUGACUCGUACUCCGCUCAGCAUGACUUUCCCGUGUUUGGCCUGCGGCUGCUGGAAUUGCAGAAGUACAAUUUGCGCCAGCAGCCGAGUAGGGCAAGAGAUCUAUGGCGCGACCGACGGAACCCACUACAGUGGUAUACAUUCUGGGCGGUGAUCUGGGUGGGAGGUAUAACUAUCGUACUUGCAGUGUUGCAGCUGGCCGUCGGUAUUGCGCAGCUCUACUUUGCGCCCGGUUAA
This is a messenger RNA of Alternaria hordeiaustralica, 1497 nucleotides long. RefSeq lists its product as uncharacterized. The transcript has 3 exons. NCBI's taxonomy places the organism in Eukaryota, Fungi, Ascomycota, Dothideomycetes, Pleosporales, Pleosporaceae. The record is from RefSeq and is a predicted model, not a curated record. The coding region runs from base 1 to 1497 and encodes 498 amino acids.